GCGUCCCUCUUAAACUCCAUUGCUUCCGGCGGGAUAUUCACCCCGUAUUUGACCGAAUUCACCACCGUAAUCGGUCUCAUCCGACCCUCAUCGACCUCCCUAAUCGCAUAGCUUAUGCCGGACAGCUCGCUAGUGGUACCCCAGCGUAG
Haemonchus placei is the source of this 149-nucleotide messenger RNA. NCBI's taxonomy places the organism in Eukaryota, Metazoa, Nematoda, Chromadorea, Rhabditida, Trichostrongylidae. The record is from the annotation of a GenBank genome assembly.